Penicillium mononematosum is the source of this 2292-nucleotide messenger RNA. RefSeq names its product fungal specific transcription factor domain-containing protein. The coding region runs from base 1 to 2292 and encodes 763 amino acids. Gene Ontology annotation, biological process: DNA-templated transcription. Lineage: Eukaryota; Fungi; Ascomycota; Eurotiomycetes; Eurotiales; Aspergillaceae. The record is from RefSeq and is a predicted model, not a curated record. Gene Ontology annotation, molecular function: zinc ion binding; DNA binding. The transcript is spliced from 4 exons.
AUGAAAGUCGCAAUCCCCCGGCAACGUUUCAUUGUCGCACCGCCGUCCAACAAACGAGUCUCGCGAGCGCAGAUCGAAAGUUUUCAUCAACAGGUGCAGGACUACGAGUCUAUGUUGAAAGACAUAGGGAAUCUAGUCGACGGCCAGUCUGCGAAGCGCAUUAAAGAUCUACUCCAGAAGUAUAACGUCGAUUCAGACUAUGGGUCAAAUUCAACGCCCGAUGCGUCCCAGUAUCAGAAUGGGUCCAAGCGAUCCCCUUCACCUUCUUCCGUUGGGUCACUAGAAGCGGUGGACCGAGUCGAGGAAGACCUCAAUUUAACGGAAAGCUCCCGGGCGACUGGAUAUAUGGGCAAGAGUUCAGAAAUAACGUGGAUGGGCCGUGUGCAGGAAGAGACAGAGCAGCGCAGUCGCGGUCAAUCACCAAAGGCAACGUCGGAAGAUCAUACCGGUGACAAAGUUGCUCCAUCCAUGGUCAACUAUCAUAUUGAUGAUAUUGGUGUUGAUGCACCCGGGCCGGUACAAAUGUACUGGGUUCCACCUCGGCAAGUGGCAGAUCACCUGUUUGAGACAUAUCUGCGCGCUGUUCACCCGCAUUUCCCUAUCAUCAACAGCACUCUGUUUUCCACCCAAUAUAGGGACUUCUUCGAUGAUAGAUCUUAUGCGGGUGAUAAAUGGCUGGCGAUAUUGAACAUGAUAUUCGCCAUUGCGGCAGAAUAUUUGUAUAACAGUGAUGGGGCACAGCGGGGGGAUAUCAAAGACCAUCUCUUCUACUUAACACGAGCCAGGAUGCUAAGUAUGGGCGGUGAUAGUCUAUUCGAACAUCCGGACCUUCAACAAGUGCAAAUAGAGGGACUGAUUGCAUUUCACAUGCUCUCUACAAACCAGGUUAAUAGGGCGUGGAAAAUCUCGGCUUUAGCAAUUCGAUCCGCCACCUCCCUUGGCAUUAACCUGAAGAGCAGCUGCCAUAAGAUGUUAGGCGUGUCGAAGGAGAUAGGCUGCCGAAUCUGGUGGUGUCUCUACACCGUCGAACACACGCUAGGCUCGAUGACUGGUCGCGCAACCUCCAUUUCGACCAGUAUGUAUACCACCCAACUACCACUUCCUUUCAACGAGGAUCAUUUGUCAGAGCCAACAGCUACAAUGCUUCUCGGGAACCUGGAUGAAAGAGACAAACGCGUGGACAUGGCCAUGACUAGCCCGCACAUUCGCCAUCCCGACCUUCAUCAGAGUGAAGAUACACUAGCUGCGCGCUCGUGGCUUCAAAGCCUGCCAGUCAAUCCCAGUCUUUACUUCCUAUACUACUGUGAUCUCGCAGUCGUGAACCAAGAAAUCCUAGACCACGUCUACUCACCAGAUAGUGCAACGGUAUCAUGGGAAGAUAUGAAGAGCAGGACCAGCCGACUGAAGACAACAGUGGACGCAUGGGUAUCGUCUCUUCCUUCUGGGCUGGACUUCACUUCUGUGAAAGACGAAAAUCAACAAUCCUACUGGGCGAAGACGAACUUGGCAUUUCACUAUUAUAAUACCCGAAUCAUGCUUGGUCGGCCGUCUCUCUGCCGACACAGUCGGGCCGACAGAGAACGGAAGAGUGUUGACCAGCGGGGAUUUAGUCAUGAAAUGGCUGUGAUGACCCUGGAAUCCGCCAUGCAGAUGCUCGAUUUGUUGCCCGACGAGCCGAACAUGGGCCAUCUAUAUCGGUUUUGCCCAUGGUGGUGUUUCCUACACUAUAUCAUGAAGACAGCAACGGUAAUCAUACUGGAGCUGUCAUUUCACUGUGCGCAUACGCCAGACCGAGAAAGUGAUUUGGUUGAGUCGGCGAAGAAAUCUGUCCGAUGGCUUCACAUGAUGUCCAUGCAUUGCAUCGCGUCGCGUCGUGCAUGGCAACUUUGUGAAAGUGCAGUUCGCCGACUGGUGUCUAGCAUGGGAUACGACGACAGUGACAUACCACCCCCUCCAAAGAGGCGGCGCGGCGACCAGUUUGGUGAGAAUGGCGAUGCUGUACCGCCUGCACAGCACGAUGGAACAGCUGGUGGUGGGCAGGUCUUACCUUACAACGGCCAAGGUCAAUCAUCAGUUCUUCCCCAUGAAAGUCAUGCCAUGGACCAUUCCAAUAACAACCCGGACCUCACGGGUUCUUUAGCGUUUGGAUUUUUAGCGGCGCCAAGUUCCCAAGACCGCACUGCAGGCGAUGCACAUUUCCCUUAUGACCCCAUUAGCGAAGAGUUCCUUCGUUAUUUCUUCCCUUCCCUGGACGGAGGGCAAAACCCGAGCGGAGAAAAGAAUUCAUUCUGA